Messenger RNA from Danio aesculapii, 1574 nucleotides. RefSeq names its product heme-binding protein soul3 (gene soul3). The transcript is spliced from 5 exons. Lineage: Eukaryota; Metazoa; Chordata; Actinopteri; Cypriniformes; Danionidae. Bases 166 to 969 code for a protein of 267 amino acids. The record is from RefSeq and is a predicted model, not a curated record.
AUACGUCACGACGGUUGCGCCUGCAAAACAACACGUACGAGCCGAGCGACGUUAAUCAGAUCAGAUCCGAUCGUGAGCUCCGGUAACCGCAACGGAAACGGACUGAUCUCCUGUAUGUUCUGAACACGCUCUGUCUGCGGUAAACACUGUCCUGCGGUAAACUCGAUGGAUAGCGGCGGGUGUCGGAUGAACGGCGGCGGCGGCGGAGGAGCAGACAUGAUCAGCCUGGAGGAUCUGGAGUCGGUGUCGGAGGAGCAGCUGGAGCUGGAGGAACCGGAACCGGAGAUGGAGGAGGAGGAGGAACGAGAUCAGAGCGGCAGACUCCUGCAGUACUGGAGGGACGCGGCCCGGGGACACCAGGUGGAGGUGCCGACAGACAUGGCACAACCCAUCCAGCAGAUCACCUCUAAUAAUGAUGGAGCACACACACGGGAAUCGGUUCCCUACACGCUCAUCACACGCAAAGAGAAGUGUGGUGAGGUGCUGUACGAGAAGCGGCACUAUGAGAAAGCACACUGGGCCUGCAUCACGGUUCACGAGGACACGUAUGAACAGAGCAUCUGCUACGGCUUUAUGAAGAUCAUGAGGUUCAUCUGCCAGCAGAACUCAGCAGGCAGUUAUCUGGGCAUGACGAUACCCAUCGUGACGGUGGUGCGCACGGAUGAGAUGAACACCACUCUUUCCCGCGCCGUCACUGUGGCCUAUUACCUGCCCACCCCGUACCAGAACAACCCACCGCGACCAUACGACCCAGAUAUCCUCAUUGAGCAGUGGCCCGCCGCGAUAGUCUACACCCGGUCGUUCACGGGCGCCACUAACGAGCUGUCGAUCCUCCAUGAGCUGCGCAGUCUGGCCGAGGCUCUGGACUGUCCCGCUCUGGGCGUCAGCGACUCCUUCAUCGUGGCCGGAUACACAAACCCUGCAGCCGCACACCGACACAACGAGAUCUGGUUCCUGGAGAGACCCUGAGCACACUUCCUGUUCCUGUCAGCUGACGCCGGCGGAGCUGCUGAUCGGCCGAGUCUGUCUGGUGUAUUUGCCGAACACUGAUCAUAAGCUAAACCCAAACACACACCAAAACUGGAGAAUCACUGAUGAGCCACAACUCUGAUGCUGAACGACAAUCAUGUGUACGCCAUGACCUCACACACACACACACACACACACACAGACAGACAGAGAGACAGGCAUGCAGACACGCUGCACACACACACACACACACCUGUCUGUCUUCUCUAGAAAUACACUCAUGUGGUGAAUCCACAAAUCUAUAUGAAACACACACACACACACACACACACACACAGAUAUAUAUGAAUAUAUUCCAUCAUAGUGCUAUUUUUGUGAAUAUUUUUUUAGCCAGACGUUUCCUUCUGUGUACCUGCUGUAAGUCCUGAUGUAAAGCAGUGAAAUAAACCACUGUCCUGUCCUGUCAGAGUGUGUGUUGAACGGCUGUCCUCAGAUCAGUGUGUGUGUGUGUGUGUGUGUGUACAGAGCGCUGUGAAUGUAAACGCCACUGUGACGAUGCUUCAUGUUUCUCUUCUGAUCUGAAUAAUAAACUCACUGAAAUGACA